Messenger RNA from Cylicostephanus goldi, 300 nucleotides. The record is from the annotation of a GenBank genome assembly. Lineage: Eukaryota; Metazoa; Nematoda; Chromadorea; Rhabditida; Strongylidae.
GUCGUUGACAUUUACGAUCUAGCAGCCUCAACAGAAAAAUAUUUCGAAAAGAUUAUCGAACGGCAUGGAAAUGACUGUGUACGUGAGAUUAUGCCUAAAAGAAUGAUGUAUUACAGUCGCUUUCUCAUACAAGAGGAGACGGACUGCGGUUCUUACGUGGGAACUAUUUGGGGUUUUUCAUUGAGAAGGGUUAUCGGGAAGAGAGUCGAUAAGGCAGUGGGAAUGAGGAUCUGUUCGAGAGAGGGAAAGAUUCACAAAUGGGCUCAGGCAACGGAGUUUCGUCUAUUUGCUUCAGUAUAA